AUGCCGCUCGAGAUUGGUUCUCUCGCGUCUCGGCCAUCGCUUGGGCUCCGCGACCAAUCGACACGCUUCGCUGUCCCAUCCAUUCUGUCCAGGCACCGCAACGACGUGCCUGUCGUCUCUACGCUCUGUCUGUCUCUACGCGCUCCACUUCUGCCGUUCCCGUCGUCUUGCCGACUAUACAAAAUCCGAUUAGUCGAAAAGCCG
Molecule: messenger RNA, 204 nt
Organism: Protopolystoma xenopodis
Lineage: Eukaryota; Metazoa; Platyhelminthes; Monogenea; Polystomatidea; Polystomatidae
Source: the annotation of a GenBank genome assembly